This is a messenger RNA of Morus notabilis, 3705 nucleotides long. RefSeq names its product GBF-interacting protein 1-like. The record is from RefSeq and is a predicted model, not a curated record. NCBI's taxonomy places the organism in Eukaryota, Viridiplantae, Streptophyta, Magnoliopsida, Rosales, Moraceae. The transcript has 11 exons. The coding region runs from base 384 to 3053 and encodes 889 amino acids.
GGGAGGAAAAAAAAAAACACAUACACUUUGCACAAGAAAAUACUUCUCGUUUGAUUUUUGCUCCUCCUCCUCCCCCUUUCUCUCUCUGUCCUCUCUCUCUCUCUCUCUCUCAUCUUUCUGUGUUUUUAAUCAAAUCUUAGCUUUGUUCUCUCUUAUGUAGUGUUGGAUCAAUUCAAAAAUAUAAAAUACCCAUCACAGAAAGAAAGAUCACUAUUCUCUUCCUUAACCUUAUUUUCCCACUUUCCAUUUUCCAUUUUCCAUUUUUUUUUCCCAUUACAUGUUCGUUUAGUUUCAUCCGAAAGCCCCACAGUCCCCGACCCCUCCUCCUCCAUUGCCCCUUUCUCUCUCUACAUAUUUCUCUCUCUAACUUUCUCUGUGCGAACAUGAGCGGCGGUGGGUUUAGGGUUUCAAUCCCGAGUAGUGUGAGGAAGACGAUCCAGAACUUAAAGGAGAUCGCCGGCAACCACAGCGAUGACGAAAUCUACGCAAUGCUCAAGGAAUGCUCCAUGGAUCCCAACGAGACCGCCCAGAAGCUUCUUCUUCAGGAUACAUUUCAUGAGGUCAAAAGGAAGCGUGAUAGGAGAAAAGAGAAUGUGAACAACAGAGAGUCUACGGAGACAAGGUGGAGGACUGGAACACAAGGGCGUGGGGGCAGGGGCGGUCGUGCAAAUUUUUCACCUCGUUAUCCAUCAAAUGAUGCCGGCAGUGGCAAAAAUCCAGGUCCAGGAAAAGAGAAUGGUCUGCAAGGUGGGGAAAAGGGUAUUACUCCUUCGCAAACCUCUCACGAGACCAAGGAUAAAGAAAGAAAUUCAGCAACAAGCUCUGCUUCUGUCGUUUCUAAUGGUCCUACAACUAUUGCUUCUGGAAGUACUAGUGUUGCAAAUGCGUCCACUAUCUCAGUAGGAAGUGAUCCUGAGUGGGAUUCAACUUCUGUUGGCACUGAUAACUUGAGCACUACACUCCACUCUGUUGAUGUGAGUAAAAAGCCCAUAACUGCAUCUGCGGAUGAUAAUUCGUAUGAGCAGCCUGAACAAAGCUCCAGUAGUUGCGCAGUAUUGCCAAUGCCGACAUCUACAUCAACAGUCUGUUUCUCAUCUUCAGAUCCAGUACUCAUGCCGUCUAAUGAUUCGCGAGUCCCAGGUGCAGUAGGCGCAAUUAAACGUGAAGUGGGUCAUCGUGCCUCUUGUGAGGUAAAUGCAACUCUCCAUGUUGAGAAGAAAUCAACUGCUGCUUCUGAGAUUAGUAUCUCUUCUGCACAAGUUAAAAUGCCAAGCAAGUCCCAGGGGGUUGGGAAAGGUCAGCUCACUGAGUUUUCACAACCUUCAUCAACAUCAACUCACGUGGGCUCUUCAAAUAGUCGGCCAUCUUCCAAUUACAGUAACCGGUCGCAACAAGGAAUUGGUACCCAGAAGGCAGGAGGUUCCAAUAAAGAGUGGAAACCAAAGGCUGUUCAAGGUUCUGGAACAGCUGGUGCUUCUGAGUCUCUGCCCGGUGUUGUUGAAGCAAAUGCCAAGUCACAGCCUGUUUCAAAUAUCCUUGAAUCUGAAGAUGCAACUUCAAAACUGGAGAGGAUGUUGGAGGAGAAGUUGGAGGAGUUACACCUUCAGCAACGUCAACAUGUUAUUUUACCAAAUCACAUUCAUGUUCCUGAAUCUGAAAGAACCAAGUUGAGCUUUGGAAGUUUUGGCUUUAGCUUUGGAGUAAGUACAAUCAAUACAAUUGGUUCUGAGAGUGACAAGAGUUCUACACCUCUGCCUGGAACCUCUCAGGGUGCUGAAGAAAAUGUGGAGGAAAAGUCUUCAAGCAACCAGAAUGUCAUUGCAACUGCUGAUGAAGGGGAUUAUCCUGAGCAUCCACAAUCACCUACACAUGUACCUGAGAAUUUAUCAUCUACUGAGGGUGAUGUUUCAUCCAAUGCUACCCCUGGGCCCAAUGAAUCUAAGCAGGAUACUGAAUUGCCAUCCGGAGGCCAACAAUACUCAAUGGUGAAUACUUCUUCAACCUACAGUUUUGGGCUUGUACCUCCUAUAUUGGGAAGUCAGCUUGCACCACUAGAAAAUGCUGAGUCUCAAGCUCGUGACGUUUCUCGCCUUCCAAGCUUUGUUGUUCAACCCUUUGAUCCAACAAGUUAUUAUGCUCAAUUUUACCGCUCAGGUGCUGAUACCGAUGGUCGCCUUUCUCCUUUUCCCUCGCCUGGUGUUGCUACCAAGUACAAUGGGAAUGUUGCAGUAUUGCCUCCUCCAAAUCCACAGUCUCCACAAGAGGGUGGGGUCCUGUCCACAGCUGGUCCAUCUCCGCUGGUCACACAAGCUGCUGGCCUCAUGCAAAGCUCAAUAGCUGUUACUCAACAACCUGUUCCCGUCUUUCGGCCACCGGCUGGGAUGCACAUAUCUCAUUACCCACCAAACUACUUUUCCUACGGUCAUUAUUUUCCACCAUUCUAUGUGCCACCUCCGGCCAUCCACCAAUUUUUGGGUAAUGGCACGUUUUCGCAACAACCUCAGGCUGGUGGUGUAUAUCCUGCUCCACCAGCAGCCGCUGCAACGGGAGUCAAAUAUUCAGUUCCACAGUACAAACCAGGGACUAAUACAGGAAACUCUGCUCAUAUUGGGAUGACAAGUGGUUAUGGACCAUAUGGCUCCUCUCCAGGUGGUUAUAUUCCCAAUUCUGCCACAACAGUUGGGAAUUCAACCACUAAUGAUGAUCUUGGCCCCUCCCAAUUCAAGGAAAAUAAUGUAUACAUUGCUGGACAACAGAGUGAAGGUUCGGCCAUGUGGGUUGCUGCACCUGGCCGAGACAUAUCGAGCCUGCCUACAAGUUCAUUUUACAAUCUCCCUCCACAAGGUCAGCAUGUGGCUUUCACCCCAGCACAGGCUGGCCAUGGUACGUUUGCAGGUAUUUACCACCCUGCUCAAGCUGUAACAGCAACAACUGUUCAUCCACUUCUGCAACAGUCUCAGACCAUGGCUGGGGCUGUUGAUAUGGUGGGACCUGGAGGCGGUGUUUACCAGCAGCCUCAGCACACCCAAAUAAACUGGCCAAGUAACUACUGAAUAAGGAUAGGCUUUCUGUAAACAGUGGAAAACGACGAAUGCAGGUCUAAUCGCGCGAUUUUUUAGGGACCUCACACUAUUGGAUGGGGGGAGACCUCAAGAAGAUACAAGGUUGGCUGGCUUUAGUGUAAAUCUACAAAAAAGAGGCUGAAAAGUUUGCCAAUAGUAUCUCCCGAUUGCUUGGGUGAGGACAUAAAAAGGUGCACACCACCUGUAACUGAUGUUGACCAUUUUUAGUUAGUCAAGGUAGGCAUGUCCAGGUCUUCCUCUUUCUUGCUGCUGCUAUAUGAGUGUUACUAUUUUUUCCUUUUCAUAGUUUCAAGCUUCAUCUGCCUAUCCCUGUGCUUUCUUCAUCUCCUGUCUUAUCGUUUUCUCUUUUCGCAACUCGCAAGUUUUGAACUUCCUUGGACUACUGUCUACACUGUUUAGUGGUGAGAAUCGCUUCAAUUCUUUCCUUUCUCCUUAAUGUUUGAGGUUAUAUAGGAUUUUGGAAGGUAAGAUUAUAGGCUGGUGAAGUAAUUUUUCUAUUCUCUUUUUCUCUUUCGGCUGUCUCUUACCUGUAAAGUGAAUUUUGAUAGCAAGAAGAGGAAAUGUAGUGAACUGUUGUAUUGGUGUAAGCAAAAGUCAGCUUAAUUCUUUCCGUUGGCUGAUA